GAAUAUAGUGCCCCAUCGUUGGUGUCAGUUGGGGGGAAUAGAAUAGUGCCCCACAUUGGUGUCAUUGGUGUCAGUGGGGGGAAUAGUGCCCCAACAUUGGUGUCAGUGGGGGGAAUAGUGCCCCAUCAUUGGUGUCAGUGGGGGAAUAGUGCCCCAUCAUUGGUGUCAGUGGGGGAAUAGUGCCCCAUCAUUGGUGUCAGUGGGAGGAAUAGUGCCCCAUCAUUGGUGUCAGUGGGAGGAAUAGUGCCCCAUCAUUGGUGUCAGUGGGAGGAAUAGUGCCCCAUCAUUGGUGUCAGUGGGAGGAAUAGUGCCCCAUCAUUGGUGUCAGUGGGAGGAAUAGUGCCCCAUCAUUGGUGUCAGUGGGAGGAAUAG
Messenger RNA from Staurois parvus, 372 nucleotides. The record is from the annotation of a GenBank genome assembly. NCBI's taxonomy places the organism in Eukaryota, Metazoa, Chordata, Amphibia, Anura, Ranidae.